Drosophila navojoa is the source of this 1809-nucleotide messenger RNA. RefSeq names its product methuselah-like 8 (gene mthl8). Gene Ontology annotation, molecular function: G protein-coupled peptide receptor activity. Gene Ontology annotation, cellular component: plasma membrane. Gene Ontology annotation, biological process: G protein-coupled receptor signaling pathway. The record is from RefSeq and is a predicted model, not a curated record. Lineage: Eukaryota; Metazoa; Arthropoda; Insecta; Diptera; Drosophilidae.
UUCAGCUGUUGGGGGCGCAGCGAGCGCAGUUCGCGUUGAGCCAGUGCCAGGUGCGGAUGAACCGCUUCCGCCGGACAGUUGCCAGAGCAGAGAGCCGUAGCGAGACAUCAUUAGAGAGCGAUUGCGGCCUUUGUUUGGAUUUCUAUUUUGGAAACGCUUUUGAUUAUUUGGUAAACUGCAAUCGGACAUUAAGGUAAACAGCGAAUGGAUUCGAUUUGACGCCGCGAUGAGAACUCACUUGACCGCGGCGCAGCUCGUAAUCGUUGGCUGCCUCUUGGCCAUGACUCAGGGCAUCCACGAGGAGGCGCGCCAUCCGUGCGCCUUCAUCGACACGAUCAACAUCACGGGCAGCUACAACAUGGGCAGCUCCCUCAACAACUCCUACGUCCACAACUGGACCGUGAUACCACGCGAGCUGGUCACGGCCUACGACUUCGUCAUCGAGAACGGCAUCCGCGUGCCCGCCAAGCGCCACUUGCGCGCCUGCAUCUGCAAGCUGCGUCCCUGCGUGCGCUUCUGCUGUCCGGCCGGACAGUUCUACGACCUGGCUGAACGCAGCUGCUUGGCGGCGCAGGAGCAGCUGCCUCGGCCGCCAGGCCACAGCCACAUGGCUGUCCACCUGCAGAACGGCUCGCAGCUGGACAUUGAGCUGCGCUCCCUGUUCAGCGUGUACGAGGAGACCCCCUGCGAUCAUAUGAAGGCCUACACCAAGGAUAACACAUACCUCAGCUGGACACUGCACGAGAACGGUUCGAUCAUCCAUCGGGAUCAUCUGUUCAGCAAGCAUUACUGCUUCAGCCCCCUGCUCAUAGGCAACAGCAGCUGGAGCUGGCAGCCCCUGGCCUGUGCCCCAGAGAAGCUCCACUUUGUGCUGGGCGUCAGGGAGUGGACCUAUGCUGUAUGCCUGCUGAUCUGCAUUAUAUCGAUGUUCAUAGUGCUGAUCGUUCACCUGCUCUGCUCGGAUAUGCGCAACAGCUUCUACGGCGUGGCGAUCAAGUCGUAUACGACGUGUGUUAUCUUUGGCUACGCGCUGCUGGCUCACCUGACACUCCACGAUCCCGCAAAUCUGUCAACGGCCGCCUGUCGCAUCAUACCCAGCCUCGCGCUGCUCUUCCUCGUGCUGUCCUUCUACAUACUGAGCUUUAUCGCCUUCAAGCUCUACGUCAGCUUCAAUGGAGUUGUCUUCACGAAGCCCAUGUUCUGGCUGAUCUUUGGGCCGAUCGUGCUUAUAGCCGUGGCCUGGUCGGUGUUCGUGGGCUUCAGCUACCACGGCUCGAGGCUGGUCUUUGGCGGCGACACCUGUUGGUUCGAUCCGCGCAACUGGAGCAUUAUGAUUUACUUCUUUGCGCCGGUCUUCGUUGCCUGCGCCAUCAGCUGCUUCUUCUACGUACUCACACUGAUUCGCAUCAGCGACGAGCCGGAUAUUGAUGCGGAGAAGAGCUUUGAGUCCCUGGAGAAGAAUCGCCUGAAGUCGUUCUGGAAGUUCUUCACCUACACGGCGCUCACCUGGUUCGUCUGCGUCUGCUCGUUUGCCUUCAACCACUACCGCGAGGAGCGUUCGCACUUGAACUACGCCGUUUGCCUCAGCACAGCUUUCCACGGCUUCGCGGCGCUCUACGCGCUGAUUGGCAAGAAUCAGCAAAUACAGAACUUCCUGCGGCGCAUCGAGGAGAAUAACGACGAAGACACCUGUGAGAACUCUGUGCCCAUGAGCUUAUAUUGAAUAGAAAGAAAAUUGUCUUCCCAGUUCGGCUGCCUCUUUGGCACAGUUGUGCAAGCACUGUGCGCGGCUAGUCGUGACAUGAACCG